Messenger RNA from Nicotiana attenuata, 3229 nucleotides. RefSeq lists its product as uncharacterized. The transcript is spliced from 6 exons. The record is from RefSeq and is a predicted model, not a curated record. Bases 768 to 2708 code for a protein of 646 amino acids. Lineage: Eukaryota; Viridiplantae; Streptophyta; Magnoliopsida; Solanales; Solanaceae.
GAGUGAGAUAGCGUUGACCACCUGAUUCAGAUAAACUAGGAACUAAGACUGCAUCUUUUGACACAUGAAAAUAUCCUAAUUUACGAUGCCAUAACUUGACUUCGAAGUAUUCAUGGCCUGUUAUUUUUAGAGCAGCUAGACAAUGUCAUUUUUCGACAGAGAAGAGGGAUACAGGCAUACAGCAAGGCAAGUUUUGAUAACCUGAAUGGAAGGAUCGCUCUAACGGACAGGAAUUGUUUCGAAGUAUAGCGGGCUGGAUAAACAGCAAAUAAAUAGACCCAAAUUCAAACUCCACCCACUCUUAAUUUCUCGCCAACAUUAACACUGCCGCUGUCUUCCUCUGUUGCCUCCUCUUCAUCUCUUUCUGCCGCCAAGUCCCUCCUUCUGCGUAAUCAUUUCAGGUAGAGUAUUUUCUUAUCUGUUUUGAAGAAUAGGAGAAAAUGAAGGGCUAUAUGGAGGAUAGUAGAGUGUUGCUAUCUUAAUUGAAGCAGCAAGAUAAUGACCUAAGGCUCAAAAGGAGGUAACUUUUUAUUUUUAUCUUCAGACCUUAACUUAACUCUUAGUUUAAAAUGUAAUACAAUGCUGCGGUCAAUUUUUUUUUUUUUUUUGGGGGAUGCCGAUGGUGUCUGGGCCAAGCUUGCACGCACCUCGACUAUCUCAUCGGGUACCUGCUACCUCCCACUAGUACUGGUGUCAGGACUUUACCUGAAUCAUUGAUUAGAGAAGAUGAUGCAAGUGUUCUUUUUAAUGCUUGCUGAUGUAAUGGCAUGCUGCUAUUCGAGUUAUAUUAUGAGAAUAUUAGAACUUCUGUUGCAAAGGCAUUUGGAGUGCAUAAGGAUGAACGGACAUGCCCUGACGCUCCAGCCAUAUUGCUCUUUAAUUCAGCUGAGAAUUUGAGUAUAUAUUCCCUGCUUGAUAAGAUGAACAACAACGGGUUAUGCUGUAUUGCGGAGACAGUAACUGGCGAUUCAAUUACUUUUGAGAAAACGAAUUGUCAAAUGAGAAGGAUAAUAAAGCAAUGUCUUCCCAAAAUUCUCCAUAACCGCGAUGAUUCCAGUCAAAGUCGGAUUAAAAGAAUUUCUCAACUCCUCAGUGAUCCUCAAAACUUCCAUGUUAACCAUGGGGUUCUUUGUUCUACCACCGAAUCCUUUCGCAGUGCUGCUAUUUAUAUACUGGAUAGACUUGAGGAGCUGUCUCUUCUAACUUUGAGUAAAAUGCAUAGAAAUCUCAGGGAUGUCACUGGAGACAUCCCUAAGAUGCAGUCUAAACGAAUAGGGUGGAAUAUUGAAAAUUUAGUUAAUCAAAUCAGGAGAACUUCUUUGGAAAUACUAUCAGGCUAUGAAGAAGGGGAUGAGCCACCAGAACCCCUGGCCAAGGCUUUGUCCGUAGCAACAUUAAUGUUAAAGCCAAAACCUGAUUGUCCCUCUCAGAUGGUGUUCCAAAAACUUUCACCAGAUAUAGAAGCAUUGCAGAAUGAUAUAGCAAAAGCAAUCAGAAUACUAGAUGAUAAAAAAAAAAUUAAGUUUUGCGGAGCUGGGAAAUUUGCCGUUGUACUGGAUUCGAAUGCUAAAGCUGCCAAAGAAAGUGUUCGUUUGCGUGUGAAAGUGAGGAAACUGUUGACUGAGUAUCUUCUUGAAUGCGGCGACAUGCAGUCUAUACCUGAAAGUUUACUAGAAAGUCUUGCUAUUAUUCACAAAACAUCUAGGCAUGCAUCUAAGAAAACCUACUCAAAGAAGGAGGUUGAAGAAGAAGUAGAAUAUGUGCUGAAUAUUAGUGCUCAGAUAAAACAAAUUGUUUGGGAUUUACUCGCUGAAAGUGAUGUCAGUGAAGACUUUGCUAAUGCAUACAUGGAGAACAUAGCGGAAACUUAUUGUGAAGCUGGUGAUGAAGAUGAGCAUCUUUCUGAUCAUCCUCGAAAUUGUAGGUCUGAUUCUAAUAUCUCAUACAGCCAAUUAGAAAGUGUCGGUGAGAUAAACCAAAGUGACGCCAAGUCACCAAUCACUGCUAGUCGAGAUGAUGCUUUAUCCUCUCUGCUUUCACCCAAACACAAAUUGAACGUCAAACUUGAGUCGAUGUAUACCGAUGAAGUAUAUUCAGUUCAUUCCAAUUGGUUUGACAAUUCCUCGUCAUUCUUAGAAUCAAAAAGUUUUGAAGGUGCUAAGAGUAUGAGUGGAAAAGAUUACCAUUUAAGAAGCAUGGGCCAACACGGAGGAAGGGAUUCAUGCCCAUCUAUGUCCACCAGAGAUCAAAAUAAAUUUUCUACACCUUUCUCGCCUAAUAAAGAAUCAGACAGGAAUCAUAUGGAGCAAAAAGAAGCUGCAUGGCAUUUAGGAUGCAGGCCACAAAGAUAUACAUCGGAAGAGUGUUCAGAAGAAAAAAAUGUAUCGCCUCGCAGGAAAAACUUGAGUAGAAAUCAGUAUCUUCUUAUUCAGGAAGCUUCUGAUGAUACUAGUAUGGUUGCUUACAGUCUUGUCAGCUGUAUGUUGAAUAAGUUUGCUCAGUUGGAUGGGUUACAGUUAUCUGAUGAUGAUGUAUCAUAUCUCCAAGGCAAUACUUCAGAUCCCAACAAUUUUGAAGUUCUCAAGGACAGGGGAAGCUCCUGUGAUGAGACCACUAACUCCUUAAUGCUACAUGUUCUUGAAGAGAUAAUUCCUUCAUUUCCGGACAGCGGUAAAGAGCAUCUGAAGGAGUUGUUGGGCGUGAGGUAGCUUCUGAAGCCUCGAGGCAUUGAUGGGAGCAUAGCCCAAGGUUCAAUUAUAUAGAAGCUUACAUAGAUUUGGUUGGUGACGGUAUCUAGCAAGGACCGUGAUUUAUGCAUUGUUGGAAAGAGACUCAUUUCAUAUGUGGAAGAUGCGCUUACACGUAAGUGUAGGUUUGAAACUUCUUAAUCGAUUGAAGUCAUGUUUAUGUUAGUUAUAUUACAACAUCUUUUUGCUCUGUUUUGGUCAAAGUUUUUUGAAAGUAGAAAGAUUGUCAGGGCUUCACCAAUUGUGCACUUGAAUAGACACAUUACGACACUAGCUGGAAAUCCAGUCUGAUGAACAUGGUGUUGAUGUUGCUUACGCAAUGAAGGCAGAAUUUUGGCCACAAGAGCAGAAAGUUUAUCCUUUUCUUGGCCUAGAUAUGUAUGUAUAGGAAUUUGUUUGUUCUUGUUAUUUAUUCAUUUAUCUUUUUGGUUAAUAUUUGUAUUGGACAAGCCAGAAAAUAAAAUUUCUGGUAGUAGCUAUGA